Molecule: messenger RNA, 1614 nt
Organism: Syngnathus acus (greater pipefish)
Lineage: Eukaryota; Metazoa; Chordata; Actinopteri; Syngnathiformes; Syngnathidae
Product: histone H3-like centromeric protein A
Exons: 5
Coding region: 203-1024 (273 amino acids)
Cellular component (GO): nucleosome
Molecular function (GO): protein heterodimerization activity; structural constituent of chromatin; DNA binding
Source: RefSeq, a predicted model, not a curated record
UUAACUUUUUUUUUUUUUUGCAAAGCUCACGUGGUAGCGGACGGUAUAACGACGUCACAACACGUCGCCACCUCCUGACUUCUGAAAUUUCAACAGCAAACAACCAAGUGAAUAAAAAGAAGACGCGCACUGAACUGAAAGGCAAACAAAUUUGUAAGUAUGUGAGAGUAUGUGAGACGACGAGGAUACUGUCGUAUGUCACAUGACGUUUCUGCCUGCUUUCCGACUUACUACUCUAAACUCUACAGACAGAAAAUGGCACUUUUGCCCCGUCCCAAACAGUUUUUCAGACGGCUGCAACAACAUUCUAUUCAGCAUGUCGCUGCAACGUUUUUACUGCAAUGUCACCUCACUUCUACAAUUUUACACUUUUGCAAUUUUACCUGGGGGUGGCAGCAGGUUCUACUGUGGGGGCUGUUAUGUAUGCAUCAUGCGCCACAACUCCUCGUCCAGCCGAAGAAAACGCGGCAAUCCGCGCCGCCGUCCUCCGCAGCCACUGCCUGGGCCAUCCCCCGGUGUGCAAUGCACAUCCUCUGCGGCAUCCCCCAGAGGGCGCCGCCCGCCGCAGUCACCGCAGCGGGCAUCCCCCAGAGGGCGCCACCCGCCACAGUCACCGCAGCGGGCAUCCCCCAGAGGGCGCCGCCCGCCGCAGUCACCGCAGCCGGGCCCAUCUGGGAAUACUCAGCCACCUGCGUCGCCGCCCCCGUUGCCCACGCCGCCCAGGAGGCGAAGGUACCGGCCAGGGACCAAGGCCCUAAUGGAGAUCCGCAAGUUCCAGAAGAGCACAGAGCUCCUCAUCAGGAAAGCGCCCUUCUCUCGCCUGGUCCGUGAGGUGUGCCAGUCAUAUGGCAGAAGUGCCCUCAGAUGGCAGGUCUUCGCCCUGAUGGCGCUUCAGGAGGCGGCUGAGGCCUUAUUGGUGUUGCUGUUCUCUGAUGCCAACCUGUGCGCCAUCCACGCCAAGCGGGUCACCAUUUUUCCCCGCGACCUCCAGCUGGCCCGACGGAUCCGCGGGCAAGAGUUCUGAUGAAGAUGAUAGCCGCGUGGUGACUCAAACGUUUCACAGUGACCACUCGACACAACCCAACCUUUAUAGUCGAAAUCGACUUAAAUACUGUUGUUUGCAGUGUUUGUGUUUUAUAUAUAGUGAAGUGUUUGUGUUUUAUAUCUAAAGUUAUGUGACAAGAGUGGAUCAUUUCUUGGCCCUGCCCACUUCUUCACCAGGCAGCCAAUUAUGUGAGUGCUAAGCUUCACUCUGUAGUGUCAUCCACGCGCGUCACCGUUUUUUCCCCGCGACAUCCAGCUGGCCUGAUGUACCCGCGGGCAAGAUUUCUGAUUAAGAUGAUAGCCCCAUGGUGACUCGUUUCACGGUCACCACUCGACUCAACCCAACCUGUAUAGUAGAAAUCCUCUUCAAUUACUGUUUGCGGUGUUUGUGUUUUAUCGAUAGUGCAGUGUCUCUGUUCUGUAUAUAAGGUUAUGUGACGUGUGUUCAUCGUAAGACAAAGUAUUUUCAGUAAAAUAAAAAUAUUUCUAAAAAACAAAAUAUAUACGGUACUAUUGAGAGCUUACCUGAGUAAAUUUUUUUACAUCAGAAAAAUAAACAUUUCAAUAUUA